GCGUCAGGCAGCUUCAGACGAAUCGAAAGUUCGUUUUCUUAUCGAAGUAAAUUGUGUAAAAAUUUAUUAUCCAAUACUUGGCCGUACAUCCAAGAUGAUGGGACAAUUCAACGCUACUCCUUCGAGUCCUCGCGUGAUGUUCGAUGAAAAGGAUGACAACGGUUUGACACUCUGUGACAAAUAUCUACCGAAAGAAAUGAUAAUAGAAAUCCUCUGCUACGUCGACUGCAAUACUCUGAUGGACUGUGGAUUGGUGUGCAAACGCUGGAAGAUGCUGAUGAAUUCCGUCUGGCGGAAGAAAAUGAGGCAAAAGUUUAAUAUGUCGUUUGCGGGGAGUGAUGAAAUCCCCUGGUCUAUAAUCUAUUUCGCAUUCGAGCCUUACAACAAGAACUUGUUGAAGUACCUUCAUUGCGCGGAAUUCGCGAAAAGCAGCUUUAACAUAAUGGGUUAUAAAUUGUCCGAAACAGCAAGAUCCAUAUCGGCGCCAUGCUAUUCGAUGCUAGACGACGAAUCAAAACUCCAAACCAGAAAUUUAUAUCAAAAUACCGCUUUUGCUAUCCGUUUUGCUACUCCGCUCCCGAGAGUCAUGCUGACGAAACUCUUAAGGAGCAACGAAAAGUAUAUUGUACAUUUGACAAUGAACAGGAUCGAUCCAUAUAUUCUAGACACGUAUCAACCACCUAUAGUGAUAAGCGAAUGGUACAACACUGGAAAGAAUACUCAUGCAACGUAUAUAUUGAGCGUUAAAACGAACCUGAUAGACAGGUUUCUAUUUGAACAUCCAAUAAGAUGUGACGAAAAGAACUGGAUGAAAGUUUCACAUGUAUUUAAAAACUAUGGACCCGGUCUCAAACGUAUCACUUUCGAGCACAGUGUACAAUUUCACAGGGACGCUUAUAAACACUGCGGGCCAAUUAUAGUAGAUGAUAUUUUAAUCAGUGGGGCAUCUGUUUGUGUGCAACUUUUUGAGAUUGCAAGUACAAACCCAUUAAAACAGGAAUCACAGAAGAGAGAGGAGUGUGUUAGAGAUGUUAUCUCUGUUGUUUUAAAAAAAAAAAAGUUAUGUGAGAAAAAGGUAAAAAUUUUAAAUGAAAUAAAAAAUAUAUUAAUAUAGAAAAGGGAAAAAUAAAGUCUCGAGUUAAUAAAUUGUCCAUUUUCUUUUCUAUACAUUUUGACCU
Messenger RNA from Wasmannia auropunctata (little fire ant), 1178 nucleotides. RefSeq names its product F-box only protein 6-like. The record is from RefSeq and is a predicted model, not a curated record. The coding region runs from base 95 to 1114 and encodes 339 amino acids. NCBI's taxonomy places the organism in Eukaryota, Metazoa, Arthropoda, Insecta, Hymenoptera, Formicidae. Gene Ontology annotation, biological process: glycoprotein catabolic process; SCF-dependent proteasomal ubiquitin-dependent protein catabolic process. The transcript has 4 exons. Gene Ontology annotation, cellular component: SCF ubiquitin ligase complex; cytoplasm. Gene Ontology annotation, molecular function: protein binding; ubiquitin protein ligase activity.